Messenger RNA from Ceraceosorus guamensis, 2268 nucleotides. RefSeq lists its product as hypothetical. Gene Ontology annotation, molecular function: protein binding. The transcript is spliced from 3 exons. The coding region runs from base 1 to 2268 and encodes 755 amino acids. NCBI's taxonomy places the organism in Eukaryota, Fungi, Basidiomycota, Exobasidiomycetes, Ceraceosorales, Ceraceosoraceae. The record is from RefSeq and is a predicted model, not a curated record.
AUGGACAUCUCAGUCACGAUUCGGACGCACCAUUCGCAUCUGCUCUCUCUUCACCGUCCGAGCCAUGAUCUGCCAGUACAGCGGUCAGAGAUCGAAGUCGUUCUUACACGCCCGCUUAGCUCAAGCAAGACUCUGAUGACAGAGCUAGGGCAGACGCCCAGUGGGCCUCCGUUAUCCGUCUUGCUUCAAGAAGACGCAGCCGCCAAGAUGAAGUCAGCCGCAAGCGUCAGUCAUUCACAGCCAGCUGAAGCGCAUCAAGCAUCGUCGUCGACAUCCCCGUCUCCAACGGGCACUCUCAACGCAUCUGCACUCUCACCAGAGGUUGGCGGACUGAUGGGCAGGCUUCCAUUCGAGCUGUGGGUCAAAGUCAUGGUACAGCUGGACCCAAAGAGCAUCACGCGAUGCCGACGCGUCUCGAGCUGCUUGAAGAGAUACGUGGACAACAGCGAAGAUAUCUGGAGGUGUGUGGCCUAUCAAUGGAAGCUCAUAGACAGCAUAUAUGCGCCCUUGCCUCGCAACACCGGCUCACCGCGACCGGCAGAAGAACGACUCGCACAGCAAAACCCUCUCAUGAGCAGCGCCACCGGCUAUUUCAACAAUAUCGUCUCGUUCAGGGACCUUUGCCGACGACAUGCGUGCUUGAACAGCACGUGGUCGACCUCAGACGUAUUUGCUCAACGAGGUGGUCAAAAAGGCAUGAGAUCCCAAGGCUCAAUUCACACUGGAUUGCCACUUACAGGCGCUCGCUACAGGAUCGGAAACCCCUUUCUCGGUACUGGGCCAGACGGAGACGUUCAGAUCGAUGCAGGCUUGUCCUCUUCAGGCUACGCCGUGGCUUCGAUUAACGUGCUCCAAGAAAACGCGCACUUGGUUGACACUCUCCCUCCGCCUCAGGUCAGCUCUAACUCGAUGGGCAAUGCAUAUCAAAGGAUGGGAGCUCUGUGUAGCGAAGGGUCUCGACACAUAGUCAUGUCUUACCAGAAAUCUUCAAGCAGACCUACCUUGACGGUGAUGGACUCUGUCAACGCGACCAAAUUUGACGAAACUGCAUCGAUCGACCUUGCAGAGCACUUUGGCGCUCCAGUAGCGGCACGGCUCCGCGGGCCUCUCUGCGUUAUGGCUACUAUCACCACCAAUUUGCUCGAAGCGGACCUGCCUGAGGAUGACGAGGCUGCACUAGGCUUCAUUCUGACAUGGGAUCUGCACAAAAAUAGUAUCAUUUCAAGUUGGCGACUCAAUGCCUUCCACCUUGUUGAGCAUGUCGACUUCGACGCAGUCAAUAAUCUCGUUUUCCUGAGAAAUGAGAUUGGGAACGUAGGGGUCUAUUGCCUGCUCAAUGACGUCGAGACAAAAUUUACCCAGUUGGCGUCGGUCUGCAACCCUUUCAACUUCAAUCUCAUAGACCUCCAUGACGUUGUUGCACCCUGGUAUAUUCCAUCGUCAAGCAUCCGUGCUUCACAAAUCUACCUCGGCACCGCUCUGCUCAACCUCUGUGAAAACAAAGCUAGACAUUGCUCCCUCAAAGUGGCUUGGCGCUGCGUUGAAGAUUCCUGCUUAAAUCCCAGCGUUGUGAAACGAGGCACUCUUGCCGGCCACAUCAGGGAGUAUAGCACUUUGCUGAGCCAAGAACAUCUCGGGCAUGUCGAAAUGUCAACCUCAAUCCGUUUCGACUCGAAGAACAACAUGCUGAUCAUCACGCACGAGUGGGGCUUGAUUCUGAUAAAAGGCAUGCGCAACGCCUCGAAUGCCUCUGUCAUGGUUGGUAUAAUACAUUAUCAUGUCAUCUCGGAGCAUUCUUCAAGCCAUCGCCUAGGAGUUCAGGAGACGCAGCGAGCUUUCACCACCGGUCGUGUAUGCCAAGCAAUGACACAAAUGCCAUACAAGGCGAGCGCCCUUACGCAUCUAAUUCUGGUCGACUACGACGCAUUUCGUCUAGACACGAGCUGGAAGUGGAAAAAGCAUCCGUUUGAGAAUGUCAAAAUUUGGCACAUCGAUCAACGCAGCCACCAAAACAACCAUAAGCCUGAUGCACGACUGUAUACCGCAACACAAAAAAGGAACAAAGGAUGGUCUUGCUCCGAUCCUUUCGUGGGCUUGCACAUGGACGCGACUACCAUCUACACGCUUAGGACGCGCUCAGGCCUGGAAUACAUGGACUUUGGACUAGCCAGUCGUCCCAGAAGUAGACCACAGAAGGCUGAGGAGAGCCCAUGGGAGAAGCAUCUUAGGCGCUCGCGAAAAGAAAUCAAGGAUUCCUGGUCGCGGUGA